Molecule: messenger RNA, 634 nt
Organism: Gossypium arboreum
Lineage: Eukaryota; Viridiplantae; Streptophyta; Magnoliopsida; Malvales; Malvaceae
Product: 60S ribosomal protein L35a-1
Exons: 5
Coding region: 120-458 (112 amino acids)
Biological process (GO): ribosomal large subunit biogenesis; cytoplasmic translation
Cellular component (GO): ribosome; cytosolic large ribosomal subunit
Molecular function (GO): structural constituent of ribosome
Source: RefSeq, a predicted model, not a curated record
GUAGCCACGAUAUAUAAAUUCCCCAAACCCUUAGCCAAAUUAGGGUUAAGGUCUGUCUCUCUUGCAGUCGCCUUUAUCAGAAGCAAAAACACUAAGCUUUAGCUUCUACAUCGGAGAAAAUGGUGAAGGGACGCCAAGGAGAGCGAGUCAGACUCUAUGUAAGAGGAACCAUCUUGGGUUACAAGAGGUCAAAGUCGAACCAGUAUCCAAACACUUCAUUGAUCCAGAUUGAGGGAGUUAACACCAAGGAGGAAGUAGCUUGGUAUGCUGGCAAGCGUAUGGCUUAUAUCUACAAGGCCAAAGUGAAGAAGAAUGGCUCACACUAUCGCUGCAUUUGGGGAAAAGUUACUAGACCUCAUGGUAACAGUGGGGUUGUUCGUGCUAAGUUCAAGUCUAACCUUCCCCCGAAGUCUAUGGGAGAUAGAGUCAGAGUCUUCAUGUACCCCAGCAAUAUAUGAGUAGUGUAGAUCGACGACUCGAAUGACGCUCUACCAUUUCACUUUUGUUUUAUGAACUUAGUCAAGAUUUUGUGUGCUUUGAAUCAGUCAUUUUGUUUCUUUAGGAUGGUGAAAUAUAAGACUUAUUUAUCUUUACAUAUUUCUAUCAAGGGUUUUCCACCUAUUUUCUCCUUGAA